AUCUGAUAUCAAGUGGACGAGAUCCUCAGACUUAAGGAAAUCCAAUAUACGCCAAUAACUAAAGCGCUUGAGAUGCCACCAAAUCCCACCAGUAAUAUUUCCAAGUCCUAUUUGAAAUCCUUCCUUGGGAUAGGUUCACCAAUUGGGGCGCUCAAACCGCCACCUAUCAGCCGCCAUUCCGCCAACCAACUGACCACCAACCAUCCGUGUCAGACCUUCCAUUCAUACGUUUCAUCAUCGUAACAUACCAUCUAACCCCCAUGUGCCAGCGAAGACGUGUUUACUGGGCUUGUCUACACGAGGACGUCAAUGUCACCCCGCCGUCGCCCCUCCUUUAUUGCGCUAAUGCCACGCCACGAACGGACGCUGGCAGCGGCGACAGCGACGGAAACAGCAUCCGCCAUAACGACCUCAAGCCGUGCGCCUCCGUCGAUACACUCCCGCUCACUGCAAAGCACGAUUUGUUUAACGCGGUUAUGCAUCCGGAUAGUUGCGAGGUCUGUGUCGCCGAUAGCACUACUACCGGCCUAUCCGGCCGAGAGACUAUAACGAUUGACGAUGAACCGUCGACGGGCGAUGACGGAGCUAAUAAUAUAGAAAAUUACCACCAGGACGUGAUAGGAGACUCUGAAGAAGACAUGUUCGAUUUAGAUUGGAUUAUAGACGACCAUUUGCUUCAAGAAUCUCAAAGGACAUUUAGGGAAGUGGUGGCCGGGGAAGAACAGCCCCCCGGCUCCAUCGACGGAGUCUGGUUCCCGGAUGCGGGGCCCGCGUCGGAGGGGGAUUUUCAACUCUAUGAUGACGAUGAUGAUAGAUUCGUAGAAGACGAUAUGAAGGAUAUUGGUAGCAAGGACGGGCAUAUGACACCAUUGUUAUAGCAUUACGCGUUCGUGGUGUUGUUAUGGUAUCCAAGUUUGGCAUUAUCAAAAUACUGGUACCUCUUUUUUCGUACUCCUUGAAUAAAGGUCUAGCUAGCUAUGGCACGAUGUGGCUAUAUCUACGAAAGUUGGGUAGAGGUGAACUAAAUAGUCUAAAAGACCUUACCGACAAUAUCUCCUGAAUAGGAGACGAAAUUACUGAAUAUUAGUAGGAUAUGCCUUCAACUCGAAGGCUUCAAGUGUGUAUUUACAGAAACAGUCUUUUCCUAAAUAUCUUAGC
This is a messenger RNA of Daldinia loculata, 1158 nucleotides long. RefSeq lists its product as uncharacterized. The transcript has a single exon. Lineage: Eukaryota; Fungi; Ascomycota; Sordariomycetes; Xylariales; Hypoxylaceae. The record is from RefSeq and is a predicted model, not a curated record. Bases 261 to 878 code for a protein of 205 amino acids.